This is a messenger RNA of Chrysemys picta bellii (western painted turtle), 15007 nucleotides long. The record is from RefSeq and is a predicted model, not a curated record. Lineage: Eukaryota; Metazoa; Chordata; Testudines; Emydidae.
GCAGCCCAGCCCGGCCCGCCCGGCCCCUCACUCCCGGCUCUCCCCGCUGGACGGCCGGCCCGAGCCCGCAGCCCCCCGCAGCCAUGGCCGAGGGCGGGGAAGGGGAGGAUGAUGUGCAGUUCCUGCGCACCGAGGACGAAGUCGUCCUGCAGUGCUCCGCCACCAUCCUCAAGGAGCAACUCAAGCUGUGCCUGGCGGCCGAGGGCUUCGGCAACCGCCUCUGCUUCCUGGAGUCGACCUCCAACGCCCAGAAUGUCCCCCCGGACCUGGCUAUCUGCUGCUUCAUCCUGGAGCAGUCGCUCUCCGUCCGCGCCCUACAGGAGAUGCUGGCGAACACCAUGGAGGUGGGCAGCGAGUCUUCACAGGGCGGUGGGCACAGGACCCUGCUCUACGGCCACGCCAUCCUGCUCCGCCAUUCUCACAGCGCCAUGUAUCUGAGCUGCCUGACCACGUCCCGCUCCUUGACGGACAAACUGGCCUUCGAUGUGGGGCUGCAGGAGGACGCCUCAGGGGAAGCCUGCUGGUGGAUCAUCCACCCCGCCUCCAAGCAGCGGUCGGAGGGCGAAAAGGUUCGAGUCGGGGACGACCUCAUCUUGGUCAGCGUCUCCUCUGAGCGCUACCUGCACCUCUCCACGGCCAGCGGGGACCUGCAGGCCGACGCCUCCUUCAUGCAGACGCUCUGGAACAUGAACCCCAUCUGCUCGGGCUGCGAGGAAGGGUACGUGACGGGGGGUCAUGUCAUGCGUCUCUUCCACGGGCACAUGGACGAAUGCCUCACCAUCUCCUCCAGCGAGCAGGGCGAGGAGGAGCGCAGGGUGGUGAACUACGAGGGUGGCGCCGUUUGCACCCACGCCCGCUCCCUCUGGAGGCUGGAACCCUUGCGCAUCAGCUGGAGCGGGAGCUACAUGCGAUGGGGGCAGCAGUUCCGGGUGCGGCACGUCACCACCGGGCGCUACCUGGGCCUGACCGAGGAGAAGGGGCUGGUCGUGAUGGACGCCGAGAAAGCCAACACCAAGGCCACGGCCUUCUGCUUCCGCGCCUCCAAGGAGAAGCUGGACGUGGCGCCCAAGCGGGACGUGGAGGGCAUGGGGGCCGCAGAGAUCAAGUACGGCGAGACCAUGUGCUUCGUGCAGCACGCGGCCAGUGGCCUGUGGCUGACGUACGCCGCGCCCGACGCCAAGGCCCUGCGCCUGGGACUGCUCAAGAGGAAGGCCAUCCUGCACCAGGAGGGGCACAUGGACGACGCCCUGUCCCUGACCCGCUGCCAGCACGAGGAAUCGCAGGCCGCCCGCAUCAUCUACAGCACCAGCGGCCUCUACAGCCACUUCGUCCGGGGCCUGGACAGCCUGAGCGGGAAGGGCAAGGCGGGCGCCGGGGCCGCGCUGCCCAUCGACGGGAUGAUUCUGAGCCUGCGGGACCUGAUCAUCUACUUCCAGCAUCCGGAGGAGGAGCUGCGGCACGAGGAGAAGCAGGGCCGGCUGCGCUCGCUCAAGAGCCGCCAGAACCUCUUCCAGGAGGAGGGCAUGAUCACGCUGGUGCUGGACUGCAUCGACCGUCUCAACCUGUACAGCACGGCCGCUCACUUCGCCGAGUUCGCGGGCGAGGAGGCGGCCGAGUCCUGGAAGGAGAUCGUCAACCUCCUGUACGAGCUGCUGGCCUCGCUGAUCCGGGGCAACCGCUCCAACUGCGCCCUCUUCUCCAACAACCUGGACUGGCUGGUCAGCAAGCUCGACCGGCUGGAGGCCUCCUCCGGGAUCCUGGAGGUGCUGUACUGCGUCCUCAUCGAGAGCCCCGAGGUGCUGAACAUCAUCGAGGAGAACCACAUCAAAUCCAUCAUCUCCCUGCUGGACAAGCACGGCCGCAACCACAAGGUCCUCGACGUGCUCUGCUCUCUGUGCGUCUGCAACGGGGUGGCCGUGCGCUCCAACCAGAACCUCAUCACCGAGAAUCUGCUCCCGCGCCGCGACCUGCUCCUGCAGACCAGCCUCAUUAACUACGUCACCAGCAUGCGCCCCAACAUCUUCCUGGGCACGCACGAGGGCUCGACGCAGUACAAGAAGUGGUACUACGAGCUGAUUGUGGAUUACGUGGAGCCCUUCGUCACGGCGCAGGCCACCCACCUGCGCGUGGGCUGGGCCAUGACCGAGGGCUACAGCCCCUACCCCGGGGGCGGGGAGGGCUGGGGCGGCAACGGCGUGGGGGACGACCUGUACUCCUUUGGCUUCGACGGCCUGCACCUCUGGUCAGGUCGCGUGGCCCGCGCCGUGGCCUCGCCCGGCCAGCACACGCUGGCGGCCGACGACGUGGUGAGCUGCUGUCUGGACCUGAGCGUGCCCAGCAUGUCCUUCCGCAUCAACGGCUUCCCCGUGCAGGGCAUGUUCGAGAACUUCAACGUGGACGGGCUCUUCUUCCCCGUGGUCAGCUUCUCCGCGGGCAUCAAGGUCCGCUUCCUCCUGGGGGGCCGCCACGGCGACUUCAAGUUCCUGCCCCCCCCGGGCUACACGCCCAGCUUCGAGGCCCUGCUGCCCCGCGAGCGGAUGCGGGUGGAGCCCAUCAAGGAGUACAGGCAGGACGCGGGCAACGUCCGCAGUCUGCUGGGGCCCACCCAGGCCCUGUCCCACACGGCCUUCACCCCCUGCCCCGUCGACACCCAGCAGAUCGUCCUCCCCCCACACCUGGAGAGGAUCCGUGAGAAGCUGGCGGAGAAUAUCCACGAGCUAUGGGCGCUGACCCGGAUCGAGCAGGGCUGGACCUACGGGCCUAUCCGGGACGACAACAAGCGGCUUCACCCCUGCCUGCUGGAUUUCUACAGCCUGCCCGAGCCGGAGAGGAACUACAACCUGCAGAUGUCGGGGGAGACCUUGAAGACGCUGCUGGCGCUGGGCUGUCACGUGGGCAUGGCCGACGAGAAGGCCGAGGAGAACCUCAAGAAGACCAAGCUGCCCAAAACGUACAUGAUGUCCAAUGGCUACAAGCCGGCCCCGCUGGACCUGGCCCACGUCAAGCUGACCCCGGCCCAGAACACGCUGGUGGACAAGCUGGCCGAGAACGGCCACAACGUGUGGGCCCGGGACCGCGUCAGCCAGGGCUGGACCUACAGCAUCGUGCAGGACAUCAAGAACAAGCGGAACCCGCGCCUGGUGCCCUACAACCUGCUGGACGAACGGACCAAGAAGACGAAUCGCAACAGCCUGUGCGAGGCCGUGCGAACGCUGAUCGGCUACGGCUACAACAUCGAACCCCCCGACCAGGAGACCUCGGCCCAGGGGGUGCCCACGGUGCGCUCGGAGCGGGUACGGGUUUUCCGGGCAGAGCAGUGCUAUGCCGUGCGGGCCGGGAGGUGGUACUUCGAGUUUGAGGCGGUGACCACGGGCGAGAUGCGCGUGGGCUGGGCCCGGCCGGACGUGCGCCCCGACGUGGAGCUGGGGGCCGACGAGCUCGCCUACGUUUUCAACGGCCACCGGGGCCAGCGCUGGCACGUCGGCAGUGAGCCCUUCGGCCGCUCCUGGCAGCCGGGCGACGUGGUCGGCUGCAUGAUCGACCUGACCGAGAACCACAUCAUGUUCACGCUCAACGGGGAGAUGCUGAUCAGUGACUCGGGCUCCGAGCUGGCCUUCAAGGACAUCGAAAUCGGAGAAGGCUUCCUCCCGGUGUGUAGCCUGGGCCUGGGCCAGGUGGGACGGCUGAACCUAGGCCAGGAGGUCAGUAGCCUGCGGUACUUCCCCAUCUGCGGGCUGCAGGAGGGCUUCGAGCCCUUCGCCAUCAACAUGAAACGCGACAUCAGCAUGUGGUUCAGCAAGAGCCUGCCGCAGUUCUCCCCCAUCCCCCCCGAGCACCCCCACUACGAGGUGUCGCGCAUCGACGGCACGGUGGACAACCCGCCUUGCUUGAAGCUGACGCACCGGACCUUCGGCUCGCAGAACGCGGUGAGCGAGUUGCUCUUCCUCCGGCUCAGCAUGCCCGUGGAGUUCCACGAGAAGUUCAAGUGCACGGCGGGGGCCACGCCCCUCACCCGCGCCCUCACCAUCCCCGAGGAGGACGUCAAGGACGUGGACCUCGACUCCGAGUUCGAGGUGCUCCGGAAGUCGGCCGGGCGUAAGGAGGCCGAGGAGGCCGAGAAGGAGAAGCAGGGGGGGCCCCUGGCCUCCCCCAAGGAGCCCCCCAGGGCGGAGAACGAGAAGGACGCGGCAUCGGAGAAGAGCAAAAUCAAGAGGGGCUUCCUGUUCAAGGCGAAGAAGGCCGCGUUCAUCACCCCGCCCCCGGCGGUGCCCUCUGUACAGCGCCUGGAGGAAGACGUGGUGCCCGACGACCGUGACGACCCCGAGAUCAUCAUGAACACCACCACGUACUACCACUCGGUGCGGAUCUUCGCGGGCCAGGAGCCCACCUGCGUCUGGGUGGGCUGGGUCACCCCCGACUACCAUCAGCACGACAUGACCUUCGACCUGAGCAAGGUGCGCACCGUCACCGUCACCAUGGGCGACGACCAGGGCCACAUCCACGACAGCAUCAAGCGCAGCAAUUGCUACCUGGUGUGGGGUGGGGAGUUCGUGAGCAGCGGGCAGCAGACCCGGGUCAGCACCGUCGACCUGGUGCUCGGCUGCCUGGUCGACCUGGCCACGGGGCUCAUGACCUUCACGGCCAACGGCAAGGAGAUCAACACCUUCUACCAGGUGGAGCCGAACACCAAACUCUUCCCGGCCGUCUUCGUCCUUCCCACGAGCCAGAAUGUCAUCCAGUUUGAGCUGGGCAAGAUGAAGAACAUCAUGCCCCUCUCAGCCGCCAUGUUCCACAGCGAGCGGAAGAACCCCGAGCCACAGUGCCCGCCGCGCCUCGUCAUCCAGAUGCUGACACCGGUGACAUGGAGCCGCGUGCCGAACGAGUUCCUGGCCGUGGAGACAGCCCGCAUCAGCGACCGGCACGGCUGGAUGGUGGAGUGCGGUGACCCCCUGGUCAUGAUGGCCUUGCACAUCCCCGAGGAGAGCCGGUGCAUCGACAUCCUGGAGCUGUCGGAGCAGCUGGCCCUGCUGACGUUCCAGCACCACUCGCUGCAGCUGUACUGUGCCGUGUGCGCCCUGGGCAACAACCGAGUGGCGCACGCCCUGUGCAGCCACGUGGACGAGUCCCAGCUGCUGUAUGCCAUCGAGAGCCCCCACCUGCCCGGCCCGCUGCGCAGCGGCUACUACGACCUCCUCAUGAGCAUGCACCUGGAGUCGGCCAAGCGGGCCCGGCUCACCAUGAACAGCGAGUUCAUCGUGCCCAUGACGGACGCCACCAAGAGCAUCCGGCUCUUCCCCGAGAGCAGCCGGAAGCCCGGCCUGCCCGGCGUGGGCAUCAGCACCUGCCUGCGCCCGCCCCUGCACUUCGCCCCGCCCUGCUUCGUCAGCACCAGCCCCGAGCGCUACCAGCUGAGCCCCGAGCUGCCGCUGGAGGCGCUGAAGCUGAAGGCGCUGGCCAUGCUGACGGAGGCGGUGCAGGACGGCGGGCAGCACAGCCGGGACCCGGUGGGCGGCAGCGUCCAGUUCCACUUCGUGCCCGUCCUCAAGCUGGUCUCCACCCUGCUGGUCAUGGGCGUCUUCGGGGACGAGGACGUGCGGCACAUCCUGCGCAUGAUCGAGCCGGCCGUCUUCGGGGAGCCCGCCGAGGAGGAGCGGGGCGAGGCGGAGAAGCCGGAGGAGGAGGAGGGGGAGAAGGCCGGGGUGAAGGCUGGCGAGGAGGAGGCCGAGGAGCUGGAGGAGGGGCUGCUGCAGAUGAAGCUGCCCGAGUCGGUCAAGCUGCAGAUCAACAUGCUGCUGCACUUCAAGCAAGGGGCGGACGAGGAGGAGUGCCCGGUGCCCGAGGACAUCCGUGACGAGCUGCUGGAUUUCCACACCGACCUGCUGAGCCACUGCGGCAUCGAGGCCGAAGGGGGGGAGGAGGAGGAGGAGGAAGACACGUCCCUGCGACACCGGCUCAGGACCCUGGUGCAGAAGGUGCUGAGCUUCCGGAAGAAGAAGAAGGAGCAGGAGGAGGAGCUGCCCCCCGAGGAGGAGCCGGCGCCCACCCGGUGCCACCCGCUCUGCAGGGUCCAUAUCCCCCCCGUCCCCUUCUCCCUCUGCAGAAACAUCAUGAACAACAAAGUCUUCUACCAGCACCCCAACCUGAUGCGAGCUCUGGGCAUGCACGAGACGGUCAUGGAGGUGAUGGUCAACGUGCUGGGAGGGGGCGAGUCCAAGGAGAUUCGCUUCCCGAAGAUGGUCACCAACUGCUGCCGCUUCCUCUGCUACUUCUGCCGCAUCAGCCGCCAGAACCAGCGCUCCAUGUUCGACCACCUCAGCUACCUGCUGGAGAACAGCGGCAUCGGGCUGGGCAUGCGGGGAUCCACGCCCCUGGACGUGGCUGCUGCCUCCGUCAUCGACAACAACGAGCUGGCGCUGGCGCUGCAGGAGCAGGACCUGGAGAAGGUGGUGAUGUACCUGGCGAGUUGCGGCCUGCAGAGCUGCCCCAUGCUGCUGGCCAAGGGCUACCCCGACAUCGGCUGGAACCCCUGCGGGGGGGAGCGCUACCUGGACUUCCUGCGCUUCGCCGUCUUCGUCAACGGCGAGAGCGUGGAGGAGAACGCCAAUGUGGUGGUGCGGCUGCUGAUCCGCCGGCCCGAGUGCUUCGGGCCUGCCCUGCGCGGCGAGGGCGGCAGCGGGCUGCUGGCCGCCAUCGAAGAAGCCAUCAAGAUCUCGGAGGAUCCGGCCCGGGACGGGCCCACCGUGAAGAAGGACCGUCGGCGGGAGCUGUUCGGGGGGGAGGAGACGCAUGAGGAGAACCGAGUGCACCUGGGCAACGCCAUCAUGUCCUUCUACGCAGCGCUGAUCGACCUGCUGGGGCGCUGCGCCCCCGAGAUGCAUCUGAUUCAGGCCGGGAAGGGCGAGGCGCUGCGGAUCCGGGCCAUCCUGCGCUCCCUGGUGCCCCUGGACGACCUUGUCGGCAUCAUCAGCCUUCCGCUUCAGAUCCCUGCCUUUGGCAAGGACGGGAACGUGGUGGAGCCCCGGAUGUCGGCCAGCUUCGUGCCGGAUCACAAGGCGCCCAUGGUGCUGUUCCUGGACCGCGUCUACGGCAUCGAGAGCCAGGACUUCCUGCUGCACGUGCUGGAGGUCGGCUUCCUGCCCGACAUGCGGGCCGCCGCCUCGCUCGACACCGCCGCCUUCAGCACGACGGAGAUGGCGCUGGCCCUGAACCGGUACCUGUGCUGCGCCGUGCUGCCCCUCGUCACCAAGUGCGCGCCCCUCUUCGCGGGCACCGAGCACCGCGCCAUCAUGGUGGACUCCAUGCUGCACACCAUCUACCGGUUGUCCCGCGGGCGCUCCCUCACCAAGGCCCAGCGCGAUGUCAUCGAGGAGUGUCUCAUGGCCCUGUGCCGGUACAUCCGGCCCUCCAUGCUACAGCACCUGCUGCGCCGGCUGGUCUUCGACGUGCCCAUCCUCAAUGAGUUUGCCAAGAUGCCCCUGAAGCUCCUGAACAACCACUACGAGCGGUGUUGGAAGUAUUACUGUCUGCCCACCGGCUGGGCCAGCUACGGGGUGAGCUCUGAGGAGGAGCUGCACCUCACCCGCAAGCUCUUCUGGGGCAUCUUCGACUCCCUGGCCCACAAGAAGUUCAAGGCGGAGCUGUACAAGCUGGCCAUGCCCUGCCUGUGCGCCAUCGCCGGCGCCCUGCCCCCCGACUACGUGGACGCCAGCUACUCCUCCAAGAUGGAGAAGAAGGCCUCCGUGGACGCCGAGGGCAACUUCGACCCCAAGCCCGUCGAGACCCUCAACGUCAUCAUCCCCGAGAAGCUGGACACGUUUAUCAACAAAUACGCCGAGCACACGCACGAGAAGUGGGCCUUUGACAAGAUCCAGAACAACUGGACCUUCGGGGAGACGAUCGAUGAGGAGGCCAAGACCCACCCCAUGCUGCGUCCUUACAAGACCUUCUCUGAAAAGGACAAGGAGAUCUACCGCUGGCCCAUCAAGGAGUCGCUCAAAGCCAUGAUCGCCUGGGAGUGGACGGUGGAGAAGCCCCACGAGGGCGAGGAGGAGAAGACAGAGAAGAAGAAGACGCGGAAGAUCUCGCAGUCGGCCCAGGCGACCUAUGACCCCAGCCACGGCUACAACCCCCAGCCCAUCGACCUGUUGGGGGUGACGCUCUCCCGGGAGCUGCAGGCCAUGGCGGAGCAGCUGGCUGAGAACUAUCACAACACCUGGGGGCGUAAGAAGAAGCAGGAGCUGGAGGCCAAAGGGGGCGGCUCCCACCCGCUGCUGGUGCCCUACGACACGCUGACGGCCAAGGAGAAGGCCCGGGACCGCGAGAAGGCCCAGGAGCUGCUCAAAUUCCUACAGAUGAACGGCUACGCCGUGACCAGGGGGCUGAAGGACAUGGAGCUCGACUCCUCUUCCAUCGAGAAGCGAUUUGCCUACGGCUUCCUGCAGCAACUGCUCAAGUGGAUGGACAUCUCGCAAGAGUUCAUCGCCCACCUGGAGGCCGUAGUGAGCAGCGGGCGGGUGGAGAAAUCGCCCCACGAGCAGGAGAUCAAGUUCUUUGCCAAGAUCCUGCUGCCUCUCAUCAACCAGUACUUCCACAACCACUGCCUCUACUUCCUGUCCACACCCGCCAAGGUGCUGGGCAGCGGGGGCCAUGCCUCCAACAAGGAGAAGGAGAUGAUCACCAGCCUUUUCUGCAAGCUUGCAGCCCUGGUCAGGCACCGGGUCUCUCUGUUCGGCACGGACGCUGCCGCCGUGGUGAAUUGCCUGCACAUCCUGGCUCGCUCCUUGGAUGCCAGCCGCAGGGCCGCCGUUUCCAUGGUGAAUCACCGCCAAGAGCUAGGCAAUGCCCCCCCCUCUGAUCUGCCCCCUCUUCCCCCAGUGGACGACGUCCAAGUCUCCUGCUACCGGACCCUGUGUAGCAUCUACUCCUUGGGCACCACCAGGAACCCCUACGUGGAGCGGCAGCGCCCUGCCCUGGGCGAGUGCCUGGCCCGGUUGGCAGCCGCGAUGCCCGUGGCCUUCCUGGAGCCGCAUCUGAACAUGCACAACCCAUUCUCCGUCUACACCACCAAGUCGCCGCGGGAGCGCGCCAUCCUCGGGCUGCCCAGCUGCGUGGAGGAGAUGUGUCCCGACAUCCCGGAGCUGGAGCGGCUCAUGAAGGAGAUCAGCGGGCUGGCGGAGUCGGGCGCCCGCUACACCGAGAUGCCGCACGUCAUCGAGGUCACGCUGCCCAUGCUCUGCAACUACCUGCCCCGCUGGUGGGAGCGGGGCCCCGAGACCGUCCCCCAGGGGCCCUGGUGCACCCAGGUGACCUCCGAGCACCUCAACACCCUGCUGGGCAACAUCCUCCGCAUCAUCGUCAACAACCUGGGCAUUGACGAGGCCUCCUGGAUGAAGAGGCUGGCAGUCUUCGCCCAGCCCAUCGUGAGCAAGGCGCGGCCCGAGCUGCUGCGCUCGCAUUUCAUCCCCACCAUGGAUAAGCUGAAGAAGCGCUCGGGGAAGGUGGUGGCCGAGGAGGAGCAGCUGCGGCUGGAGGCCAAGACCGAGUCGGAGGACGCGGAGCUGCUGAUCCGGGACGAGUUCUCGGUGCUCUGCCGGGACCUGUACGCCCUCUACCCGCUGCUCAUCCGCUACGUGGACAACAACAGGGCCAAGUGGCUGAUGGAGCCCAACUCGGACGCCGAGGAGCUGUUCCGCAUGGUGGGCGAGGUGUUCAUCUACUGGUCCAAGUCGCAUAAUUUCAAGCGGGAGGAGCAGAACUUCGUGGUGCAGAACGAAAUUAACAACAUGUCCUUCCUGACGGCCGACAGCAAAAGCAAAAUGUCCAAGUCUGGAGAAGGCCAGGCGGGCAGCUCAGAGCAGGAGCGGACCAAGAAGAAGCGGCGGGGGGAUCGCUACUCCGUGCAGACCUCGCUCAUCGUGGCCACGCUGAAGAAGAUGCUGCCCAUCGGCCUCAACAUGUGUUCGCCCACCGACCAGGAGCUCAUCACCCUGGCCAAGGGCCGCUACGCCCUGAAAGACACCGACGAGGAGGUGCGGGAUGUUCUCAACAACAAUCUGCACCUGCAGGGCAAGUGCGAGAACCCUGCCUCCAUGCGCUGGCAGAUGGCUCUGUACCGCGAGAUGUCGGGCAAGGCCGAGGACGCCAACCGGCCCGAGAAGAUCGUGCGACGGGUGCAGGAGGUGUCGGCUGUGCUCUUCCACCUGGAGCAGACCGAGCACCCCUACAAGUCGAAGAAGGCCGUGUGGCACAAGCUGCUGUCCAAGCAGCGCCGUCGCGCCGUGGUCGCCUGCUUCCGCAUGACGCCGCUCUACAACAUGCCCAGGCACCGGGCCUGUAACAUGUUCCUGGAGAGCUACAAGCUGGCCUGGAUCGUCACGGAGGAGCACGCCUUCGAGGACAGGAUGAUCGACGACCUGGCCAAACCGGGCGAGGAGGAGGAGGAGGAGGAAGAGCAGAUGGAGAAGAAUCCCGACCCCCUGCACCAGCUCAUCCUGCACUUCAGCCGCACGGCGCUGACGGAGAAGAGCAAACUGGACGAGGACUAUCUGUACAUGGCCUACGCCGACAUCAUGGCGAAGAGCUGUCACAUUGAAGAAGGUGAAGAGGAAGGUGGUGAGAAAGAUGAGGAGGAGACCGAAGGCUCAUUUGAGGAGAAGGAGAUGGAGAAGCAGAAGCUGCUCUACCAGCAGUCACGGCUGCACAACCGCGGGGCGGCCGAGAUGGUGCUACAGAUGAUCAGCGCCUGCAAAGGGGAGCCAGGCGCCAUGGUGUCCUCCACCCUCAAGCUGGGCAUUUCCAUCCUGAACGGAGGCAACGUGGAAGUGCAGCAGAAAAUGCUGGAUUACCUGAAGGAGAAGCGGGAGGUGGGUUUCUUCCAGAGCGUGCAGGCCCUGAUGCAGACCUGCAGCGUCCUGGACCUCAACGCCUUCGAGCGGCAGAACAAGGCCGAGGGGCUGGGCAUGGUGACAGAGGAAGGAACAAUCAUCCGUCGGGAAACUGGAGAGAAGGUGAUGGCGGACGACGAGUUCACGCAGGAUCUCUUCCGGUUCCUGCAGCUCCUGUGUGAGGGCCACAACAACGAUUUCCAGAACUAUCUGCGAACGCAGACGGGGAACACGACCACCGUUAACAUCAUCAUCUGCACCGUGGACUAUCUGCUGCGACUGCAGGAGUCCAUCAGCGAUUUCUACUGGUACUACUCGGGCAAGGACAUCAUCGACGAGCAGGGCAAGCGCAACUUCUCCAAGGCCAUGGCCGUGGCCAAGCAGGUCUUCAACAGCCUGACAGAGUACAUCCAGGGCCCGUGCACGGGGAACCAGCAGAGCCUGGCGCACAGCAGGCUCUGGGACGCCGUGGUCGGCUUCCUCCACGUCUUUGCCCACAUGAUGAUGAAACUGGCUCAGGACUCCAGCCAGAUCGGGCUGCUGAAGGAGUUGCUGGAUCUGCAGAAGGACAUGGUGGUGAUGCUGCUGUCCCUGCUGGAGGGGAACGUGGUGAAUGGCACCAUUGCGCGGCAGAUGGUGGACAUGCUGGUGGAGUCGUCCAGCAACGUGGAGAUGAUCCUCAAGUUCUUCGACAUGUUCCUGAAGCUGAAGGACAUUGUGGCGUCGGACGCCUUCCUGGACUACAUCACCGACCCGCGGGGGCUUAUCUCCAAGAAGGACUUCCAGAAGGCCAUGGACAGCCAGAAGCAAUACACGCCCUCCGAGAUCCAGUUCCUGCUCUCCUGCUCCGAGGCGGACGAGAACGAGAUGAUUAACUACGAGGAGUUCGCCAACCGCUUCCAAGAGCCGGCCAAGGACAUCGGCUUCAACGUGGCCGUGCUGCUCACCAACCUCUCGGAGCACGUGCCCCACGACAGCCGGCUCAAGACCUUCCUGGAGCUGGCGGACAGCAUCCUCAACUACUUCCGGCCCUACCUGGGCCGCAUUGAGAUCAUGGGGGCCAGCAAGCGCAUCGAACGCAUCUACUUCGAGAUCAGCGAGACCAACAAGGCCCAGUGGGAGAUGCCCCAGGUCAAGGAGUCCAAGCGGCAGUUCAUCUUCGACGUGGUCAACGAGGGCGGCGAGUCGGAGAAGAUGGAGCUCUUCGUCAACUUCUGCGAGGACACCAUCUUCGAGAUGCAGAUCGCGUCGCAGAUCUCGGAGGAGGAAGCGGGGAAGGAAGAGGAGGAGGAGGAAGAGGGCGAAGGCGGGGAGGGGACCGAGGCGGAGAAGGCGGCCGGGGCUCCUCCGGAGGCGACCUCAGCUUUCGGGGAGUUCCUGGCUGGGGUGCUGGACUUCUUCCACAUGUUCACCUACCGCAACGUGCGCCGCCAACUCCGCCGGCUGAAGAAGAUGACGGUCAAGGAGCUGGCGGUGGGCGUGAGCUCCUGCGUCUACGCCGUCUUCCUGGGCACGCUGCUCUUCUUCUCCGGCGUCCUCAAGGGCCUUUUGCUCCUCCUCUGGAACGUGCUCUUUGGCGGCGGGCUGGUGGAAAGCGCCAAGAAGCUCACGGUGACCGAGCUGCUGGCCAGCAUGCCCGACCCCACGCAGGACGAGGUCCACGGGGACCUGGGGCCGGCCGAGGACGGGCAGGAGGCGGCCGAGGGCGGGGAGGCGGCCCAGUUCGUGGAGGCUGGCAAGGAGGAGGCCCCUGACGAGGCGGGGGACGUCUUCAGUCUGGAGAUGAAGAAGGACGCCGGGCAUUACCGAGCGACCGCCCCCGAUGCCCCCGGGGGGCUGGGGGAUAUGGGGGACACCACGGCGGUGGAACCGCCCACCCCCGAGGGGACUCCCAUCCUUAAGAGGAAGCUGGGGCUGGAAGGGGAGGAGGAGGAGGCCCAGCCGGAGCCGGAGAAGAUCGAAGAGCCACCUGCAGAGGCCGAGAAGGCCGACACGGAGAACGGGGAGAAGGCGGGGCCGGAGGAGCCGGAGGCCCCCCAGGAGCCGGCGGCCGAGGCCCCGAGGAAGCACCGGAGGAAGUCGGCCACCCCGCGGGAGCGCAAGGAGGAGCCGGCCAGCGGCAGCUUGGAGUUCUGGGCCGAGCUGGAGAUCCAAAGGGUCAAGUUCCUGAACUACCUGUCCCGGAACUUCUACAACCUGCGCUUCCUGGCUCUCUUCCUGGCCUUCGCCAUCAACUUCAUCCUCCUCUUCUACAAGGUGUCGGACUCCCCACCGGGCGAGGAGGAGCUGGAGGACUCCGGCUUGCUGGAGGAGCUGGCGGGGGGCUCGGGCUUCGGGGCCAGCGGCGACGGGGCCGGGGAGGACGAGGAGGAGGACAGCGUGGUCUAUUUCUUCCUGGAGGAGAGCACGGGCUACAUGCAGCCCACGCUGCAGUUCCUGUCCAUCACCCACACGCUGGUCGCCUUCCUCUGCAUCAUUGGCUACAAUUGCCUCAAGGUCCCGCUGGUGAUUUUCAAGCGGGAGAAGGAGCUGGCCCGAAAGCUGGAGUUUGACGGGCUCUACAUCACCGACCAGCCCGAGGACGACGACAUCAAGGGCCAGUGGGACCGGCUGGUGCUGAACACCCCGUCCUUCCCGAGCAACUACUGGGAUAAAUUCGUCAAGAGAAAGGUGAGUCUCUCACUGACCCGGUCACGGGGCCUUUCCCCCAGGGGGCGCCAGUCCCAUAUGGCCCAGGGGGCGCUGGCUCCCAUACGGCCCAGGGCGGGGCACAGGGCCUUUCCCCAGGGGGCGCCGGUCCCAUACGGCCCAGGCUCACCCUGCCGCUCCCACAGGAUCACGUCCAUCGACAUCAAGUAUCAGCUCUGGAAGUUCGGCGUCAUCUUCACCAACAACUCCUUCCUCUACCUGGUCUGGUACAUGGUCAUGUCCCUGCUCGGCCACUACAACAACUUCUUCUUCGCCGCCCACCUGCUGGACAUCGCCAUGGGCGUCAAGACGCUGCGCACCAUCCUCUCCUCCGUCACCCACAACGGCAAGCAGCUGGCGAUGACGGUGGGGCUGCUGGCCGUGGUCGUCUACCUCUACACCGUGGUGGCCUUUAACUUCUUCCGCAAGUUCUACAACAAGAGCGAGGACGAGGACGAGCCGGACAUGAAAUGUGACGACAUGAUGACAUGCUACCUGUUCCACAUGUACGUGGGGGUGCGGGCGGGCGGGGGCAUCGGGGACGAGAUCGAGGACCCGGCCGGCGACGAGUACGAGCUUUACCGCGUGGUGUUCGACAUCACCUUCUUCUUCUUCGUCAUCGUCAUCCUGCUGGCCAUCAUCCAGGGCCUGAUCAUCGACGCCUUCGGGGAGCUGCGCGACCAGCAGGAGCAGGUGAAGGAGGACAUGGAGACCAAGUGCUUCAUCUGCGGCAUCGGCAGCGACUAUUUCGACACGACGCCGCACGGCUUCGAGAGCCACACGCUGGAAGAGCACAACCUGGCCAACUACAUGUUCUUCCUGAUGUACCUGAUCAACAAGGACGAGACGGAGCACACGGGCCAGGAGUCCUACGUCUGGAAGAUGUACCAGGAGCGCUGCUGGGAUUUCUUCCCCGCCGGCGACUGCUUCCGCAAGCAAUACGAAGAUCAGUUGGGCUAGAGCCGGCUGCGACCCCCCCCCUCCAGCACGGACCCCCCAGUGCCCCCUUGGGGUGGGCGCCAGGGCUAGGAGGCGGCUGGUCCUUGGGGGGGCACCGCUGCUGCUAAUCUCCCCCUGUGACCCCUCCCCCCGGCAGGGCCAGACACUGACACUCACCAGCGGGUGGGGGGGCAGAGUGGGGGGCAGAGGCCAGGUGGGGGUAGGGCUGUCACUGACCCGCCCCCCCCCGGGCCCACCUUGAUCCCCCCCGGUCGCUGCCCGUGGGUGUUCCUGGGGGGGGCUGAUCCCAAGUGCCUUUUUAUAGCUCCCCCCAGUGCUGGGGGGGGACUCGCUGUUGCCCCAUGAGGGGCCCGUGCACGGAGGCUGCCGGACGCCCCCAAACCAGGGGGGGGGAGACGGGCCAGGGCCUGCAGGGGGCAGCGCCGUGCCCAACCCCCGGUUCCUGGUCAAUAAACGAGAGGUGAUUGAUGACUGCA